Messenger RNA from Peronospora farinosa, 684 nucleotides. NCBI's taxonomy places the organism in Eukaryota, Oomycota, Peronosporomycetes, Peronosporales, Peronosporaceae. The record is from the annotation of a GenBank genome assembly.
AUGUAUCAACAACUGUCUAUUGCAUUGACUCGGAGCUCGUCGUGUCGUGGGUUUGCCCAGAAAGCAGCAAAUAUUAAUGUACAAGAGCGUCUAGUAGCUUUAUGUCGUCAUCGUGGCUUUGUAUUUCCUGGUUCAGAAUUAUACGGUGGUCUUGCCAAUAGCUUUGACUACGGACCACUCGGCGUUCUCAUGAAAAAGAACGUGAUGGAUCGAUGGUGGUUUGAGUUUGUGCAGAAACGACCCAAUUGUGUCGGCCUUGAUAGCUCUGUGCUGCUUAAGUCGGCAGUCUGGACAGCGUCUGGCCAUGUCGACAAUUUUACAGACCCCAUGGCGGUCUGCCAAUGCUGCAACUCUCGCGUUCGCGUAGACCAGUUGCUUGAGAAGAAGCUGGAGACACAGGAGGAGAUGGACGCUGUGGCGUCACUGUCUUUAGCUGAGAUGGAUACCUUGCUUCUGCAGCACAACGUGGCCUGUCCUCAUUGCAACAAGAUACACAGCUUCCAGCCCGUCAAGAAGUUUAAUCUGCUUUUUCGCACAAACAUAGGUGCCACGGACGAGACGUGCGACUGGAUUUAUCUACGACCCGAGACGGCACAAGGCGCCUACAUCAAUUUCGCCAAUGUGCAGAGCACCAUGCGCAAGAAACUGCCGUUUGGCGUCCGGAAGUGUCACCAAACGUUGUGA